Meleagris gallopavo (turkey) is the source of this 1037-nucleotide messenger RNA. Lineage: Eukaryota; Metazoa; Chordata; Aves; Galliformes; Phasianidae. The record is from RefSeq and is a predicted model, not a curated record.
GCCGCCUCUGAGCCGCCGCGUCUCUUUCAGAGGCCGUACGUCUGCCUGUACGAGGGCUGCGGCAAGAGCUUCACCAGGGACUUCCACCGCGCCCGGCACUUCCUCACGCACUCCGGGGAGAGGCCCUUCGAGUGCACAGCUGAGGGAUGCAAUCAGAAGUUUGGAACAAAAUCAAACUUAAAGAAACAUGUUCAACGCAAGCAUGAAAAUCAGCAGAAACUCUAUUCGUGCAACUUUGAAGGUUGUGGCAAGUCCUUCAGAAAACAUCAGCAACUGAAAGUUCACCUGUGUCAGCACACCAAUGAACCGCCCUUCAAAUGUAAUCACGAAGGAUGUGGGAAGAAUUUUUCUACUCCAAAUAGUCUAAAGCGGCACAAGAAGAUACAUGAAGGCUAUCCGUGCAAGAAAGAAAACUGCUCAUAUAUUGGAAAAACUUGGACUGAGCUUCUGAAACAUAAUAAAGAAAGCCAUGCAGAGCCAAUUGUUUGUACAGAGUGUUCUAAAACUUUUAAACGCAAAGAUUACCUCAAGCAGCAUAAAAAAACACAUGCUGCGGAGAGGGAAGUCUGCCGCUGCCCAAGAGAAGGAUGUGACAGAACUUACACAACUCUGUUUAACCUUCAAAGCCAUAUCCUCUCUUUUCACGAGGAGCUGAAACCGUUCUCUUGUGAUCAUCCUGGCUGUGGAAAAGUAUUUGCAAUGAAGCAGAGCCUAGCAAGGCAUGCAGUUCACCACGAUCCUGAAAAGAAAAAGCUAAAAGCAAAGCGUUCUCGCCCUAAGAGGAGCUUAGCCUCUCGUCUGAGUGGGUACAUUCCCCCUAAAACACAGCCAGGAAAAGAUGCUGUGACAGAAUGCAAGACAACAGAUCCGCCCAUGGAAAACGGAAUACCAACUGUUGAAAUUCUGACUCUGCAGUAAAAGUUAACUGCAGAUUUUCUUCAUCGAAUGACCAGUGCAAAGCCCAGCAAAAAACCUUUAUUUUACAGUCCUUUUUGUAAUAGGAUUCUUUGUACCUCCUCAUAAAGUCAUUAAUGCAA